Anopheles cruzii is the source of this 2698-nucleotide messenger RNA. RefSeq names its product fatty acid CoA ligase Acsl3 (gene Acsl). Bases 123 to 2270 code for a protein of 715 amino acids. NCBI's taxonomy places the organism in Eukaryota, Metazoa, Arthropoda, Insecta, Diptera, Culicidae. Gene Ontology annotation, molecular function: palmitoyl-CoA ligase activity. Gene Ontology annotation, cellular component: lipid droplet; endoplasmic reticulum; plasma membrane. The record is from RefSeq and is a predicted model, not a curated record. Gene Ontology annotation, biological process: neuron differentiation; long-chain fatty acid metabolic process; long-chain fatty-acyl-CoA metabolic process. The transcript has 10 exons.
AGGUUUGCUUACCAGAGUUACAAAAAGCCGAAAAUUGUUAAUAUCCUACGCAACCGCAGCGCGUUGUGUGGUUCUGAGCCAAACCCGGUGCCGGAGGGUUUCGAACGUUAAGCGUAGCAAACAUGUUCAUCGAAGAGGACAUUCACAUGGAGAGCGUCUGGGUGCAGACGGCCAUCGGGGCGAUCAAGAUCAUCUCGAUGGUGUACGACAUCAUCACGAUGCCGAUCUACCUAGUCAUCCAGCGACCAUGGAAGCGACGGCAGCUGGCACGGCGUGUGAAGGCAAAGAUCGUUCAACAGGAUGACACGUCCGUCACAUACCGCACCCUCAACUCCCCGGGCGAGAUGCACGUCAAAAUGUUGCAGAACAACAUCGACACGCUCGAGCGGAUGUUUAACUUCGUGACGAAGGUGCACACGACCAAGCGGUGCAUCGGGACGCGCCAGAUCCUGAGCGAGGAGGACGAGAUGCAGCCGAACGGCCGGAUGUUCAAGAAGUUCCGCAUGGGCGACUACCAGUGGCGCAACUUCAUCGAAACGGAGCAUGCGGCCGCCUGCUUCGGACGUGGUUUGCGCGAGCUUGGCCAGCAGCCGAAGCAGAACAUCGUGAUAUUUGCCGAAACGCGUGCCGAGUGGAUGAUCGCGGCCCACGGUUGCUUCAAGCAGAACAUGCCCGUGGUGACGAUCUACGCGACGCUCGGCGACGAUGGCGUGGCGCACGGGAUCAACGAGACGGAAGUGACGACGGUGAUCACCUCGCACGAGCUGCUACCGAAGUUCAAGACCGUGCUGAGCGUGACGCCAAACGUGAAGAAGAUCAUCUUCAUGGAGGACCAGCUGCACCCGACGGAGACGACCGGUUUUAAGGAGGGCGUCGAGAUCAUUCCCUUCAGCAAGGUGAUCGAGAAGGGCAGUGCCAGCAAAAUCCCUGGUUCAUCACCGACCGCUGACGAUACCGCCAUCAUCAUGUACACAUCCGGCUCGACCGGCACCCCGAAGGGUGUCCUGCUGUCGCACGCCAACUGCAUCGGCACGAUGAAGAACUUCUGUGAUAUCUUUAAAAUCUACCCGGACGAUGUGCUGAUCGGAUUCCUCCCGUUGGCGCACGUUUUCGAGCUGCUGGCCGAGAGUGUUUGCCUGCUGACGGGCGUCCCGAUCGGCUACUCGACGCCCCUCACGCUGAUCGACUCGAGCAGCAAGGUGAUGAAGGGCUCGAAGGGUGACGCAUCGGUACUGCGGCCAACCUGCAUGACGUCCGUUCCGCUCAUCUUGGACCGAAUUUCCAAGGGUAUCAACGAUAAGGUGAACGCCGAGGCCCCGAUGAAAAAGGCGUUCUUCAAGUUUGCCUACAACUACAAAUCGAAGUGGUGUGCACGCGGCUUCCAGACGCCACUGCUGGACAAAAUACUGUUCAAAAAGAUUGCUAAACUGCUUGGCGGUCGGAUUCGUAGCAUUCUGUCCGGUGGUGCCCCGCUGGCGCCCGAUACCCACGAACAAAUCAAGCUCUGCCUGUGCGUCGACGUGAUUCAAGGUUACGGUUUGACGGAAACCACCGCCGGCGCGGCAGUUAUGGACAAAUGGGAGAUGGAGUACAGCCGGGUCGGAGCACCGUCAUCGAGUAACGACAUCCGAUUGAUCAACUGGGAAGAGGGCAACUAUCGUGUCACGAACAAACCGUACCCGCAGGGAGAGAUCGUCGUCGGCGGCACCACGGUGUCGAAGGGCUACUACAAGCUGCCCGGCAAAACGGAGGAAGAGUUCUUCGAGGAGGACGGCCAACGGUGGUUCCGCACCGGGGACGUCGGUGAGGUGCAUCCCGAUGGAGCGCUGAAAAUUAUCGAUCGUAAGAAGGAUUUGGUGAAGCUACAGGCGGGAGAGUACGUAUCGCUGGGCAAGGUAGAAUCGGAGCUGAAAACGUGCCCCGUCGUCGAGAACAUUUGCGUGUAUGGUGACUCGACGAAGAAUUACACCGUGUCGCUGAUCGUUCCGAACCCGAAGCACCUGGAGGAUAUUGCCGAACGCUUGGACAUCCGUGGCGUCGAGUUCGAGGCGCUGUGCGCCAAUCCAAAGGUCGAGAAAGCCGUCCUACAGGAACUGGCUGAACACGGUCGCAAAUGCAAACUGCACCGCAGCGAAAUCCCUGCCGCAGUGCAUCUGUGUAAGGACAUGUGGACGCCCGAUAUGGGCCUGGUGACGGCUGCCUUCAAGCUGAAGCGAAAGGACAUCCAGGAGCGGUAUCAGGCGGAAAUCAACAAGAUGUACGCGUCGUAGACUGGAGUGCGCCAAAUACUUCCCAAACGAGCGAAAGGAACAAAAUCAACACAAUCCACGCGAUAGUCUGCUUCUCGCAUAGAGGGACGCAAUCGAGGGGUUGAGGAGGAGGAUCACUUUGAGCAUUCAUCACUGUACACUAGGACACUCUUUACAUCGGAUAAGGGAACGCGAACUCGACACAAAGCAAAUGCGCGCGCGCGCCACGUUGCAGGUGGUUUUGGAAGGUCGGGAACUGUGCAUCGUUUUCUUCCCCAAUAUCUUCCGGCACCGUUCGGGUUGAGACGUGGCCUAUGUGGCGGAGGUUGUCAAAUUAACAGCCUUUGCUUAGCGGACAGAAUACAGAGCGAUAUGAACGAUGAAGGAACCGCAGCCAAAAAAAGGAAAAAAAACACAAGAGAAAGGGACAAAAAGGAUCCGCAACCGAC